This is a messenger RNA of Polypterus senegalus (gray bichir), 4965 nucleotides long. It is a transcript of the gene tyk2, whose product is annotated as tyrosine kinase 2. The transcript has 24 exons. Bases 309 to 3863 code for a protein of 1184 amino acids. Gene Ontology annotation, molecular function: cytokine receptor binding; non-membrane spanning protein tyrosine kinase activity; ATP binding. Gene Ontology annotation, biological process: intracellular signal transduction; cytokine-mediated signaling pathway; cell differentiation. The record is from RefSeq and is a predicted model, not a curated record. NCBI's taxonomy places the organism in Eukaryota, Metazoa, Chordata, Cladistia, Polypteriformes, Polypteridae. Gene Ontology annotation, cellular component: cytoskeleton; cytosol; membrane.
GCUUUUCGUUUCAUUUGUCGCCGUCAGGGACUGGUUCAGCGAGUGUUUUUGGUUAGUGCUGUUUUGGUUUACGUAGGCGUUGGGUUGAGUGCGAGGCCGAAAGUCUGAAAUAAAGGAAUUAAAGAAUUUCUCUUGCUACUGGAAGUGAUCAUCAAGCUGAACACUGAAGAUUUUUCCGACAGGAGCAGUUGCCAACAACUCCUUUAAUCUAUAUUGAAGAAUUAAAGGCGAGGCCGGUGAUGCGAGAGGAGAAGAUUUGCUGUCUUUGUUUGCUGUCAGUGACCAAACCCUGAUGUGAAAGCUGGAAAAUGUCACUGUGCCGGGGUUCAGUUAAACACGGAGAGCCUCACGCAGAGCGGAACCAAAAGGAAUUGCAUCCAGUUCUCCGUGUAUUUCUCUAUUGGUCCAAGGAAGGAGAAGCAUUCCUUGAGUACAAAGAAGAAAAUGUUACUGCAGAGGAUAUUUGCAUUGAAGCAGCAAAACGUGUUGGUAUUUCACCCCUUUGCCACAGUCUGUUCGCACUGUAUAAUCCAGAAGAAAAAUGCUGGUUCAGCCCUAGCCAUGUAUUUAUGUUGGAGAAGAAGUUCAACCUUACAGUGCAUUACCGAAUGAGAUUUUAUUUUCGCAACUGGCAUGGAGGGAGCGAGAAAGAAGCAUCGGUGUACAGAUAUGCUCCUAAACAAUAUGAUUCUAGUGGAAAUAAACUCAAGUUGGAUCAGGGAAGUUCACUUUUGGAUCAGCCAUCCUUGGAGUAUUUAUUUGCACAGGGGAGGAGUGACUUUACUGAUGAUGCAGUAUCAAUCAAAGACUUUCAGAAUGAGCAAGAAGUAAACAAGUUUAAAAAUGAGAGUUUGGGAAUGGCAGUUUUGCACUUGUCUCACAUUGCUGUGCAGUCUGGACGCUCUUUAGAAGAAGUGGCAAAAGAAACAAGCUUUAUGCGCUGCAUCCCCAAAUCCUUCUGCAAACAGAUUCAACAAAACAACUACUUAACAAAACUACGUAUUAGAACUGUCUUCAAAAAUUUUGUUAAAGGUUUCAAUAUGCACACUGUCAGCCUUGGAAAGUUAAGUGCUCAGGACAUUAUGUAUAAAUAUCUGUCCACUUUGGAAACUUUAGUUCCCAACUUUGGUUUAGAGCUUUUCAAGGUUUUGGAUUUAGAUUUUCAGUCUGAAGGUGAGAGGGCUAAUUUUUAUAAUCAGAAUGGAGGUUUUGGGCAGUCAGAGUCGGAGUACAUUGCUGUGCAAAGUAAAGCUGCUACCUUUGAAGUACUUGUAUCUGGGACAGAAGGAAUUAAGUGGCGACGAUUAAAGCAUGAGCCUGUAGAAAAUGGCAGUGGAAGCAGGAUCUAUUUUGGAAGAAAUAAAAGAAGCAAACACAAAAGCAAACUUCCUCAACAGCCACACACACAUGACCAAAAAUGGUCCUUUUUCUGUGACUUUCCUGAAAUUACACAUAUUGUGAUAAAUCACUCUAGUGUGAGUGUAAGCCGUGCAGACAAUAAGUCAAUGGAGCUAGGUCUGAAGAAUUAUGAAGAGGCACUCUCAUUUGUAUCUCUGGUUGAUGGAUAUUUUCGUCUUACAGCAGACUUUCACCAUUAUCUGUGCCAUGAGGUUGCUCCUCCUCGGAUCGUUCUAAGCAAUGAAAAUGGAAUUCACGGACCUAUUCAAGAGGAGUUUGCCAUUCAGAAACUGAAAAGGGAAGAAAAAGAGCCUGGUUUGUUUGUUGUUCGUUGGAGUGCCCGUGAUUUCCAUAGGUUAAUCCUGACUGUUUUAAACAAAUAUCCUGAGAACAAUGGCCAGCACCACAAACAGUUUCGAAUACAGCAAAAGGGAAGCAAGUUUGUACUUGAGGGCUGGGAGCGAGAAUUCAGCAGUGUAAAGGAGCUGACAGAAAACCUUAAGACAUGCGUCCUUAAAUCAGGAAGUGAAUGUUUUUUUGUUAAGAAGUGCUGCUUGCCAAAAUCUGGAGAAAUUUCUAAUUUAAUUGUGGCAAGACAGUCUCCAGACAGCAGUGUACGACCAAUACCAAAUGAACUGAAUUUAAGCCAGCUGAGUUUUCACCGUAUUCAUAAAGAGGAGGUUUUGCAGGUUGUACAUUUAGGUCGUGGUACAAGGACCAAUAUAUAUGAAGGUAUAAUGCGUGUAAAAAAUACAGCAAGAGGGGAUGAUGAUUACAGUGAGUGGAACAACAACAAUACUGAAGAAAUCAGAGUAGUGCUGAAGAUCCUAGACCAAACUCAAAAGGGCAUAGCUCUGGCAUUUUUUGAAACUGCAAGUUUGAUGAGUCAGGUGUCUCACAUUCAUUUGGUGUUUGUUCAUGGAGUCUGUGUCAAGGGAUCUGAAAAUAUCAUGGUGGAAGAGUUUGUAGAAUUUGGACCAUUAGAUGUUUUCUUAAGAAAAGAAAAAGAACAUGUGACUCCACAAUGGAAGUUUACUGUGGCAAAACAACUGGCUAGUGCACUGACUUACCUGGAAAACAAGAAACUAGUUCAUGGCAAUGUCUGUGCUAGAAACAUUCUUGUGGCGAGAAAAGGACUUGAUGAGAAUAGCUCUCCAUUUAUUAAAUUAAGUGAUCCUGGCAUAGGAUUUACAGCACUUUCCAGAGAAGAAUGUAUUGAAAGAAUUCCCUGGAUUGCUCCUGAAUGUAUUCAGAACUUCAAAAAUCUGAGUAUUGCUGCUGACAAAUGGAGUUUCGGUAUAACACUGCUGGAAAUUUGCUACAAUGGAGAUCUUCCAAUGAACGAGAGUACACUGGCUGAGAAAGAACGGUUUUAUGAGAAAAAAUCUCAUCUGCCUGAACCAUCUUCAAAAGAGUUGGCCAGCUUCAUCAGCAAGUGCCUGAACUAUGACCCCACAGAGCGACCUUCUUUCAGAACUGUCCUUCGAGAGCUUACAGAGUUGCAACAGAAAAACCCAGAUAUUUCUUCAAGAUGUAGUGUCCAGCCCGAUGCUGACCCAUCUGUGUUCCUUAAGCGAUAUCUUAAAAAAAUGAGAGACCUUGGUGAGGGACAUUUUGGAAAAGUAUCACUCUAUGUUUAUGACCCCAACAAUGAUGGCACUGGUGAACAAGUAGCAGUGAAGUCUCUGAAGCAAGAUAGUAGCAGUCAGCUUCAAGAGUGCUGGAAACGGGAAAUUGAAAUUCUAAGAGCACUUUACCACAAAAAUAUUGUAAAAUACAAAGGAUGUUGUAGUGAAUUUGGGGGGCAGAUGGUUCAGCUAAUCAUGGAGUUUCUUCCUCUUGGGAGCCUACGUGAUUACUUACCUAAACACCAUAUAGGUUUGAAACAAAUACUGUUGUUUGCAGAGCAGAUUUCUGAGGGUAUGGAAUAUCUUCAUUCAAAGCGUUACAUUCAUCGAGACCUUGCAGCAAGAAAUGUUCUUCUUGAAACAGAGAACACAGUGAAGAUUGGAGAUUUUGGACUGAGCAAAUACAUUCCUGAGAAUGCAGAGUAUUACAGAGUCAAUGAAGAGGGAGAUAGUCCUGUUUUCUGGUAUUCUAUAGAGAGCAUGAAAGAAAGCAAGUUCUCUUUUGCAACUGAUGUUUGGGCUUUUGCUGUUACAUUGUAUGAGCUCCUCACAUACUGUGAUCACCGACUUAGUCCUCCAGUGAAAUACCUAGAGAUGAUUGGCAACACACAAGGCCAGUUAACAGUACUGCGACUCAUUGAACUACUGGAGAGUAAAAGACGUUUGCCUUAUCCUAAAGACUGCCCGCUUGAGGUCUGCACGCUAAUGGAAAAAUGCUGGGACAGUGAUCCUGCUCGCCGACCAAUGUUUAAUGAAAUCAUUGUAUCAAUUAAGGAAAUAACUGAGAAGUUUUAUCAGCCAGCAACUGUCAAAUUAAAUCUGAUCAGCCAGCCUUAAAAGGUUUUGUUUUUCAUGUACAAUACGUAUUUUUCAGAGGAGGACAGUCUCCAGUUUCUCCUGUGCAAAGAACAUUUCUUCUUCUUCUUCUUCUUCUUUUUUUUUUUUUCUUUUGGACUCUUAAAUUUCAAACUUCCUUAAAGAAUUUAAGGUGGAGAUCAUGUGAACAAUAUUAAUUACAUUUUUACAAUGCCUUGAAAAGAUGACUAAUUCACCUUUGUAAAGGUCUGGGAUCUUAUUACAAUGCAGACUUUAGAUUGUUUUUUAUACAAGUUACCAAAAUUGUGUUUAGAAAGUAAAAAGACCAAGAGGUGAUAUUUUGUGCAGAAGAAAAAGGACAUUAAGAAUGCAGGCUUUUGCAUAAAGAACCUAGAAUUUAAAAUAAAAGGCUCAGAAUCUUUGCAGGUUUUUAAUAACAGGUUGAACUUUUGCUGACAACAAAGUAUGGGACUAUCAAAUAAAGAGAUAUCUGUGUAUGUGUAAUUGAAUAUGUUUAUAUAGUGCAAUCCUUUAUUAUGUUAUAAUGCGCUGCUUUUACAGAAAGUGAGAAUGCAACAAUCCUUAUUGGGUGCAGUUCACUCGGUCAUUUUGGCUGGUCAUAACAACCAGCUGUUUUAUGAGAUACAUAAAGUAAUCACUGGAUGAUUAGAUCGUAAUUAAAUUGCUUGACAUUUUUACCAUAAGAAUAGAUUUAAAUAUAAGAAGGUAUUUGCUUUAUUUGCUUACAUUUAUGAAUAAUUAUAAUUUGUAAUAUAUUUACAAUUGUGCCUCUUAAAUAUAUCUUUGCCAUUAAGAUGUGAUUGAAGAAUUUGCGAAACCUGACAAAUCCUAUAGAAAACUGUGAAAUUGUAAGUUUUUUUUGUUAAUAUUUUGUAUUAUUGGCAAAAAAGUACUGUAUACAUAUAACUUAAAUCUUAAAACAAAAUGUUUAUGUUGCCAAGAUUUAUUUUAGGUCAAAAACUGCCAAGCACAUUUGUUUUGGUGUAGAGAAGUCCCGUUCAGGUAUAGCAUUGUUUGAAAAUGUUUUGGAAGAAGCUUAGUCAGCAUACUUUAUGAAAUAUGCUUAAAGCAUAUAAAUACCCAAAUAUAAAGUCAGCAUUAA